Molecule: messenger RNA, 1323 nt
Organism: Leishmania mexicana MHOM/GT/2001/U1103
Lineage: Eukaryota; Euglenozoa; Kinetoplastea; Trypanosomatida; Trypanosomatidae
Exons: 1
Coding region: 1-1323 (440 amino acids)
Biological process (GO): maturation of SSU-rRNA; ribosomal small subunit biogenesis
Cellular component (GO): preribosome, small subunit precursor
Molecular function (GO): RNA endonuclease activity
Source: RefSeq, a predicted model, not a curated record
AUGUCGUGGGCAGCACUCGUGAAGAGUAUAAAGCCGGAGGAGGCGACCAACUUCACGGCGAAGCCACGAGUCACCGUGUUCGCCGUCGACCCAUCGCAGAAUGAUGCGGAGAGGCAGCUGCAGAACCCGCAGCACGAGACGGCAGAGGUGAGGCUGCCGUCGUUCUCCAAAGGUCUUCUCAUCUUAGAUGCCAACGCCAUCAUCAAGGGCAUGGACAACUUUGUCUCCACCGCCGAUGCGCUGGUGACGACGCCGCAGGUGAUUGUCGAGAUCAAGGAUCGUGCAUCGCGGGAGCUGUUGGAGCGGCUACCGCACAAAGUGACGGUGCUUGACCCCACCCCGGAGGCAGUCGCCGCCGUGGUUGCCUGUGCGGAGCGCACCGGUGACUUUGGUGCUAUGUCCCGCACCGACAUCCGCCUCUGCGCCCUCGCGCUCGACUGUUGUAAGGUUGGUGGGUUUCUCGGCGAGCCGAUCGAGCCGCGUCCUCCGCAAGUGAACCCGGGAAACGCCGACAAGGUUCAGGUGAUGACGGAGGAGAUGGGCGAGGAUGACUCGGAUGACGAGAGGGAGAAGUCGGAACCAGCACAGGCACAGAGUGCCUCGUCGGGUUCAAUGCCGGGGUGGGGUGACUGGAGCAAUGAGGCGAAGGGGACGGAUGGCGAGGGCGGCGCAGGUGAUGCAGAUGAGGACGAUGGCGAGGGGGAGUGGAUCACGCCGGAGAACAUCCAAGAUGUGCAAAGCGGAACUCGCCGCACCGGGCGUGCCUUUGAGGCUGGCAUGGCCUGUGUGACCUCUGACUACGCCAUGCAAAACACGCUCAUGCACCUCGGCGUCCCAAUCGUGGGCACGAACGGCAUUCACAUUCGCGAGCUUCGCCUGUGGAUGAUGCGCUGCACAGCGUGCUUCACCCUCGUCGGCGAUACAACCCGUCAGUUCUGCCCUGAAUGCGGCUCCGGUGACACUCUGCGGCGCGUUAACUACGUGGUGAAUGACCAAGGGGAGAAGAAGCUCUACAUUAACUUUCGAAAGCGCAUCAGCACGCGUGGCACCAUCUACAACCUGCCAAAGCCGCGUGGCGGCAUGCGUGGCACGAACCGCAACCUUGUGCUCCGCGAGGAUCAGCUGGCGCACGUGAUCCGCGGCACGACAAGUAGCAAGGUGAAGGCGCAUCAAGUCAUGCAGAAUGACGACGGCGCCCUCGCCACCUUUGGCGAAGCACCGAAGCUGAAGAAGAAGAACUUGGCCGACCCACGUGCGUACUCGUCCUAUCACAAGUACAACGUCAACGAGAAAAAGAAGGUGCGCGCUGCUCACCGCAAGUGA